CUAUUUAGAGUAUCCAAAUCCCAGUACCUUGCUACCAUUCAGAGAUUAAUCCCGCCAUGGCCAUUCAAGUUUCAUCCCACAGCUUCACUGUCAAACGCAAAUACAGAUUUGAUGUUUUUUUGAGUUUCAGAGGCGAAGAUACUCGCCACACCUUCACUGUGCCUCUCUACAAUGCUUUGCGGCGUAAGGGAAUCAACGCCUUCAUUGACGACAAGAGGCUUGGAAAAGGGGAAGAGAUCUCACCUACGCUUCUUAAAGCAAUUGAGAGAUCAAGAAUUUCCAUUAUUGUGUUCUCUAAGAACUAUGCUACUUCAACAUGGUGCCUAGAGGAACUCGCUCAUAUCAUUUGGUGUCAGAAGCAGAACAAACAGCUGGUUAUGCCCCUUUUUUACAAGGUGGAUCCGAUAGAUGUUCAAUAUCAGAGAAAUAGCUUUGAAACAGCCAUGGCUGCUUAUGAAGAUAGGUUCGGAGAUGACCCAGAGAAAGUGCAGAAAUGGAGGUUUGCUUUGUCUGAAGCAGCUUCUCUGUCAAAAGCCUGGCUUUUUGAAGAUGGGUAUGAAUUUGGGUUUAUUGAAAGGAUUGUUAAAGAUGCAUAUGCUAUGUUGCCUCCUAAACGCUUACAUAGUCCUGGGUACAUGGUUGGACUUGAGCCUCGCGUGGAAGAAGUGAUUUCACUUUUAAAUCAAUCCAAUGACAGAGUUUGCAUGUUGGGCAUUCAUGGAACUGGUGGAAUUGGCAAAACAACACUUGCAAAGGCUGUCUAUAAUUCAAUGUUUUACCAGUUUGAAGGUGCAUGUUUUUUGUUUGAUGUCAAAGAAGCAACAAAGAAAUACCAGGGCAUCGUUCGCCUCCAACAGAAACUUCUAUCAAAGAUUCUUGCGGAGAAGAUUAUGAUGAUUGGGAGUGUUGAUAAAGGAAUGUCAAGAAUAAAACAUAGACUUUCUCACAAAAGGGUUCUUUUGGUUCUUGAUGAUGUUGAUGAGGUUGAACAGUUAGGACAACUUGCGGGAGGAUGCGAUUGGUUUGGUUUUGGAAGCAAAGUUAUUAUAACAACAAGAAAUAAGCAAAUGCUAGUUGCACACAAUGUUGGAAAAAUAUAUGAAAUGAUGAAGCUGAAUGAGUAUGACUCUUGUGAGCUCUUUUGUUGGCAUGCCUUCCAAAUGAACCAACCUCCCUUAACCUAUCAAGAUAUGUCUAGUCGUGCAAUGAGUUAUGCACAAGGCCUUCCUCUGGCAUUAAAAGUAAUAGGCUCCAAUUUGGCAGAUAAAAAUUUAGAGGAAUGGAAGUUUAUGAUGGAACAAUAUGAAAGGAUCCCAGAAAGAACAAUUCAUGAGCUUCUAAAGAUAAGCUAUAAUUUCUUACAAGCUGGUGCUAAGCAUAUUUUCCUAGAUAUUGCUUGUUUUAUUACCAACGAGAUGAUGAGAUCUAUUAAAGAAAUAGUAGAAGCUUGUGAUUUUGGUGCUAGGUUUUAUCUUGAAGUUCUUGUCGACAAAUCUCUGAUAACUUUAGUUGAUGGUGGUAAUUUUUUUUUCAUGCAUGAUCUAAUACGACAGAUGGGAAGAGAGAUUGUCAGACAAGAGGCACCAUUAAAUCCUGAAAAGCGCAGUAGAUUAUGGUAUUACAAAGACGUUCUUAAGAUACUGCGUGAAAAUCUAGGAUGCAAUAAUGUUGAAGGAAUAAUGCUUGAUCCUCCAGAACAAGAGGAAGUAAACUGGAGUGGUACGGCCUUUGAGAAGAUGAAUAAUAUUAGAAUUCUUGUUGUUCGAAAUGUUCAAUUUUCAACUGGCCCUACCUAUCUUCCUAAUAGUUUAAGGUGGCUUGAAUGGGAGGGAUACCCUUCUGCAACUUUGCCAAAAGAUUUUUAUCCUUCAGAGCUAAUUUUCUUGAAGUUGCCUAGAAGCUCUUAUAGACUAAGAGAGCCAUGCAAGCUGUAA
Messenger RNA from Neltuma alba, 1934 nucleotides. RefSeq names its product TMV resistance protein N-like. Gene Ontology annotation, biological process: signal transduction; defense response. Gene Ontology annotation, molecular function: ADP binding. Bases 57 to 1934 code for a protein of 625 amino acids. The record is from RefSeq and is a predicted model, not a curated record. The transcript has 4 exons. Lineage: Eukaryota; Viridiplantae; Streptophyta; Magnoliopsida; Fabales; Fabaceae.